This is a messenger RNA of Ruditapes philippinarum (Manila clam), 999 nucleotides long. RefSeq lists its product as uncharacterized. Lineage: Eukaryota; Metazoa; Mollusca; Bivalvia; Venerida; Veneridae. The coding region runs from base 174 to 734 and encodes 186 amino acids. The record is from RefSeq and is a predicted model, not a curated record. The transcript has 6 exons.
AAUACAAUGAUAUAUUGUCACAGGAUAGAGACAUUAUUAUAACUUAUGGGUCACACCGUGAACUAGCUACGCAUAAACUACAUAGUGGCAAAUCUGUUGUAAUAAAAUUCGUCUGUCUAGAGAUUGCCGAGGAAGGAGUUAUUCAUACAGUCAACAGCUCUUAUUCAGCACAGAUGUCUAUAGACGAACAAAUCAGUGUUGACCCAUUAUACAGUGUGAAAUCAUCACUUAGUGAGACUUCAACUACUGUUGGAAGUGAAAUAAUUUGGACAAUACUCUUUCCAGAAUACUACAGUUUGGAAGUAAGUAGCUGUACAGCGUAUCCAGGCACAGAUGAUUCAUCCAGUGAUAAUGUCAAUUUGAUCUUUAAUAGCGGAUGUUCUACCGUCACGGAUAUCAUAAGUGACUUCAACAGUUAUAGUAAUGGAACUGCAUCUGCCAAAUUACAAGCCUUCAAAUUUUACAACUAUGACAGCGUAUUUUUGACAUGUAAUUUGAAAGUAUGUCCAUCUGGAACGGCCCCAACAGCUUGUUUGACCACAUGUAGCAGACAAAAAAGAAGCGUUCAAACGAGAGCGUUAGAACGACAAAGGUCAAUGGUUCCCAUGACAAUAAGCAAUGUGCUGUACGUAGCUGAUUCUAGCGGGACCUUACAAUGUAUCUUUGAUUUCACCACGACAACCAUCUUGACUUUGAUAAUUGUUUUUUCAAGAGAUUAUCUUUUGUGUCAGUGACCGAGGUGAAUUUAAAACGAACGUUACCAUCGUUUCAUCAUGCAGCGUUUGAUAUUCAUUUAAAAUGCAAAUGGAUCAACAGCUAAUUCAAUGCCUUAUUAGAAUUGUCAAUAUGUAUGUGUGUAUGUAUGUGUAUACAAUGUAUGUGCGUAUGCAUUGUAUGUGUGAAUGGGUGUGUGCAUUGCAUGUAUGUAUGUAUGUAUUUAGUAAUGUAUGUAUGUAUUUAUGUAUGUGUAAAAUAGUGGAUUUAUUAAAUUAUAGUAGU